AUGAGUGUGUCGGGCCUGUACACGGUGGUUGGAGGAGCAGAAAAGGGCGGAAUCAUCGUCCGAGCGGAGAAAGGCCUAGAUUCUUCAGUGGCGGACCAGCGCCUGGCAACGGGAGCAAAGGUCAAGGGCCUGGAGUGCUUCGAGGGCCGUCUGCGCUAUGAGCUCCUGGAGGGCGAGGGCCCAGCCAAGGGCUGGGUGACAAUUUCCCUUCGCGACAAGGACUUGCUUGUCAAGCUUCCUGACGUCGACGGCGCGAAGGAGGUGGAUGCAAGUGAUGAGUCGACAAGUGAUGGUGGUGAAAGUCAGAACGUCACCAGUGGCGACAGUGAUAAGGAAAGCCCAGAGAAUGGCCUGGCGAAUGACAAGAUCACCCGUGAGGAGAAGGAUGCUCUUCGCCAGUACAACUCCAAAUUUGGCGAAGUGCGUGAUGGGGCUCAUCAAGGCUACAAUCGCAAGGCUUUUCCUUGGUUUCAGCCGCAGAAGGUAGCCAAGGAGACGUCGGAUGAAGUGAUUCAGGCCGCUGAAGCUUUCAAGCAGAAGCGCAAGGGCGCGUUUCGCACGCCGCGCCUCUGGGAUGUGGGUGACGAUGGCGAAGAGAUCACGCUGUGCUCCCGGUGUUACAUGCCAAUCGGCGAGAUGGCCUAUGAGGGAAAGCCGAAGAACACAUGCGUGCAUCCUGAGUGCAUGGCCCAAGUUGUCAUUGAGGACAUGCAGGAGCAGGAAGCCAAGUUUCUUGCAGAGGAAAACGAGAAGAAGCUAAAGAAUCGAAAAGAGUACGACAUUGGAUGGCGCAUGGACAGCGUACCGAAGAGUUCCACGAUUGCGGAGCGAUUGGGCUACAGCCCAGCACCCCAGGGACUUGCCUGCCUCGUGUGGGACGAGGCGGCACGCACCGUGCGGGUAGCGGCCACCCUAGAACCAGCUGCAGCAGUGAACUUGGAGUACCUGGUGCUGGCGCUGAAGGUGAGGCGGCAGGGACGACGUGAGCCUCUCUUCUCACUGGAUCCGGUUGACCCACAGAAUAUGGAGAAGACCCCGCAGAAGAAGGUGUUUGAGCCAGACUGGCUGUCGGGAACCAGCGUCGGGGAUGUGAUGUUUCAGGCAGACUACUUUCUGAAGGAGCUGGCCCUAGGUGAGUACACCAUGCCUAUUGUGGGCAUGCUCAGCGUUUUCGAUUGGUCUGAAGUCCUUGAGAUGCAUCACCAAUGGACCGGCAGGGAAUGGUUCGUGGUCAAAAAGGCUGAGGUCCGGAUGGCCGAGGACAAGACUUUGGUACCUUUCGUGAAGAUGGGGGUGGAGGCUCGCGAGCAGGUGCUGACUCCGCAGGGCCUCCGAGAUGCGCCCAUCACUGGCGCCAACCACCCUCUGCGAAGGUUUGCCGACGCCUUCACCCGCAACUUUGACUUGAUCGCAGAAAGGAAGAGCGUGGUGUUCCACCUGCGUGAGCUGGCAAAGGCCUCUGUCCUUGCCAAGUUUCUGGUGGAUUCUGGGGCAAAGCUGGACCAGCGUUGGUUCGACCUUGCUGAUGAAAUCGUGGACAGCAAGGUGCCCGAGCCUUUCCCAGAGAUCCCGCAGCUCUGGAACAUGCGAGGGCUCUCGCGCAUCCGCCUUGAGAACGGCAAGGUCGUUGACACCGAGACGGGGUUGGUCACAAAUCUGCAUGCCAUCUAUGGUGGUGUUGAGUUCGGCUUGGAUCGGUUCGAGUUGGCUCAGCGCCGGCCUGGUAUCCCAGUGCCAGGCAUGGCGAUGCAGCAGGCCCCCAUGGUGGGUAUGCCGGGAAUGCAGCUGGGCCCCUCCGGCCGGCCUAUGUUCAUGCCGCAGCGCUUCCAGCUCAGCCAGCGCGGAGAGAUGCCUCAGGGUGUGGAUCUGAAUCUGGAUCAAUUCAACCUCUCAGAGGUGGAGCAGUUUGCUGGCAACCUCCCUCCCUGCAGUGCAGAUGCCAAGUCUCCGGAAGCACGUGUGAGGUUGGGUCGGGCCUUCUUAGAAGGCUUGCGAUCUGGCUUCGGCAAGGAGAUGAGCAAGGAUAACCGAGAGUUGUUGAAGGGAAUCUUCAACCCGGCCUUAGCAGACAGGACGGAGGAGGCUGACGCCUUCAUUCCUCCUGAUCCCAACCUAUCCUACAUCUCCAAGGUCCGGAACCUGGUGGGUGAGGAGCAGGCCCUGCUGAAGAAGCGCAAGACCGCCUUUUCUGACCGCACCUUCACACCUGGAAGCUGUGGCCCGGAGUUCCCUCGUUCCUGGACCUCUCGCUUCACCAUGGAGAACGGCGUCUCCCCUGCUGUGAUGAUGAAGCUCCGGUCGGCCCUGGUCCAACUGCAGGUGGACUCCACGUUCCAGCAAACGCUUCUGGAUGAUGUCCUCCCUGUGGCAGCCCCGGAAUUCCACAAGGCCACGGAGGAUGGCGUUGUCUUCCGAAUCUAUCGCCUCGGGAGCCUGGAGGUCCGAACCAUCCAGGAGCCUGACUGCCAAGAGUCGGUUGCCGUAGUGUUCUCCACUCGCGCGCCCACUUGGGGACUCUCGCAACGGCAAGCUGUGAAGCAGGCCAACAACCACGAGAAGGUGGUUCGCAGCUGGCUUUACCUGGAGGCCCUGGAUGCCGAGUCUGCCCGGCGUUUGGAUAUGAAAUGGUCAAGCAAGAGGUCAGACUACUGUCACUACUACGUCGUGCUGGAGACAGAGGGCAAGAACACCAUCGUCACGGAGAAACUGGCCGAUGGCAGCACCCUGAUUGUGAUGAACCCAGACAGCAUCGAAGACCGCAACUCGAUGGCCAAGCUCAUCUCCACCGAGGAAGAUUGCCGUGAGCUUAACAUCGAUGUGGCGAAAAUCAGGCAGAUGCAGAUGAAUUACAACAAGAAGCUGCCGGAGGGCGCGUGCCCAUCCAUGCGAAAGUUCUACGCUCGUACGCUCUUCGCGCUGGUCAAGAAGCAGGCGCACGGGAGUGCCGUGAAGUUUCAGAAACAGAGUCGCUAUGCCGCUCCGGGCAAAGUAGUCCGCAAGCUGACGCGGCCCGUUGGCGAGUUUUACGGGAACAUUGGCACGGGCUUCUGGACAUUCUUCAUUCCGGCGGCCAUCUACUACUUCUAUGGGAUCAUGGUGAUGCAUGCCGGAAGGCUCGUGAUCCCCAGCCCUAGCUUUUGGCACGAUCUUGUCUACGCCCUUCCGGACGGCCUUUCGAUCCGCCCAUGCUGGGGUCCGACAGUCGUCUCCUUGUCCUGGGUUUGCUGCCAAGCUCUUGGAGAGAUCAUCCUUCCAGGCAAGCUGAAGGAGGGGGUCAUGCUCAAGAACGGAAGGAAGUUGAUCUACCCAAUGAACGGCCUCCUGUGCUUCUUUCUGAGCCACGUAGGGCUGUUCCUGCUGUGCAAGUAUGAGAUCCUACCGCCUUAUUACGUUUUCGCAAACAUGGGCGCCCUGCUGACAGAAGCUGUCAUUACCAGCUAUGUCAUGGCCCUUUGGCUGUACAUCGACUACGGGAUGCUCUGGCGACGCCAUGUGGAUGAGUUUGAAGAAGACCACGGCGUUUUCCAGUGCAAGGAUUUCUUCAACGAUUUCUUCAUGGGCGUAGUGCGCAACCCGCGCUUGUUCCACGGAAUCCUCAAGGUUCCGUUCGACUUGAAGCGAUUCUGGAAUGCCCGCCCCGGUCUGACCGGAUGGGUGAUCUUGAACAUCUCUUACUUGGCCAGCAUGUACUACAACUGCAGGCUGCCAACAGCAUACGGUGCCAGUGACUCUCUCUUCUUUGGAGACCACGAGGCCAAGUCUGAUACCAUCAAGGCCAUUUUCAGCAACAAGACCGCAGAUUCUUUCUGCGAUGCCACAGGCUCUAUGGACAACAUCGGCCUUGCGGCUGUCUUCAUCACGCUUGCUCACUGGUAUUAUAUCUUUGACUACAACCUCGUGGAGCCUGCUUACCUGACCACGACAGAUAUUCGCCAUGACCUCUUCGGGUUCAUGCUGACGUAUGGCGAUUGGGGCUUCCUUAGCCGCUUCUAUCCCAUCACUUUCAUGGGCUUUUUGGCGCAGCAGGGAAGCCAAACGAACGGCUACAUUACCAAGAAUUACGUGUUUGCCAUCAUUGGCGUCCUGAUGUACCUUUUCGGCAUGGUCCUUUUCCGCGUGACCAACAUUGAGAAGCAUUUGUUCCGUGAUCACAUGAACAACGGAGGCUCCGCAGACAAGUACCGGUCCCCAUUGAGCACCCGGAUUUUCUUCGGUGACAAGAAGCCUGAGUUCAUCAAGACCAAGGAGGGCUCACUUCUGCUUACCUCAGGUUACUGGGGACUAGCACGUCACUUCAACUACAUCGGUGACCUUACCAUGUGCAUUGGGUGGGCCAUUGCUUGCUAUGACCCAGCGUCGCCUUUCAUUUGGCUGCCAAUCUCGUAUUGCAUCUACUUCUGGCUCAUGGACUGCCACCGUUGCUGGCGCGACGAGGUGCGCUGCUCCAAGAAGUACGGUGCCGACUGGGAGCGCUACAGGAAGGCAGUGCCGUACUACAUCUUCCCUGGCAUCUGGUAA
Molecule: messenger RNA, 4518 nt
Organism: Symbiodinium pilosum
Lineage: Eukaryota; Dinophyceae; Suessiales; Symbiodiniaceae
Source: the annotation of a GenBank genome assembly